Molecule: messenger RNA, 1441 nt
Organism: Pocillopora verrucosa
Lineage: Eukaryota; Metazoa; Cnidaria; Anthozoa; Scleractinia; Pocilloporidae
Product: lysophosphatidylserine lipase ABHD12
Biological process (GO): monoacylglycerol catabolic process; phosphatidylserine catabolic process
Cellular component (GO): endoplasmic reticulum membrane
Molecular function (GO): monoacylglycerol lipase activity; phosphatidylcholine lysophospholipase A1 activity
Source: RefSeq, a predicted model, not a curated record
CGAAACACGAACUUUCGUGGAGCUGGUGAAGUAAUCAACAUCUUUAAGAGUUCGCUUCGUAAGGACAGAAAAUAUGUCUGAAAGAGUAAGACAGAGAGCAACGAAUUCACCAGCUAGUCAGCAAAUUACGGAAAAUAAACCGAAGGAAAACUUGGAGAAAAACAAACAUGAGAGAGGUCUGGUGUCUUCGCUGCUUUGUGGAAUCGUAACGUUAGUUUGGGUUUUGUUCAAGACAACAGUGGGUGUGAUUUUGCUCUUUUAUAUCACAUGUGUGAUAAUAAUGUAUUCCUCACCAGAAGCAAGGGAGCUCAUGAUUUAUUUACAUCCAUUGAAGAAUCCAUUUGAAAAUUUGUCUGAUCCUAGUUCAUUUGGUUUACCUGAUAGUACUGUACAUUUUUACAUAUCUGGUCCUGCUGGUAAAUUAGGAGCAUGGAAUAUUCCCAGUCAACAUGCUGAUAAGGCCCAAGAUACCAAAACUGACAAGCAUUCCCACCUUAGUGAUGGAAAUCCAGUAUUUCUCUAUUUUCAUGGCAAUGCUUACACAAGAGGGACCGGCCACAGAUUAGGAGUUUAUAAGCUUUUGACUUCCAUUGGUUAUCAUGUAGUAACAAUUGACUAUAGAGGUUUUGGUGACUCUGAAGGAAAGCCAUCUGAAAAUGGACUCAUUGAGGAUGGUCUUGCUGCUUGGAAGUGGAUAAGAUCACAAAGUCCUGAGGCACCUUUGUACAUCUGGGGUCACUCCUUAGGUUCAGGAGUAGCUGGUGGAGUUGCAAAAGCUCUAUGUGAAGAAGGUUCUCCACCAUUAGGAGUCAUUCUUGAAGCACCUUUUAACAAUAUUUGGGAUGGUGCAGUCCAUCAUCCAAUAACUAUACCUUUUAGAUUCCUGCCAUAUUUUAAUGAGACUGUGCUAGAAGAAGUCAAAGAAGCAUUUCGAACUGAUAAGAGGUUAGCAGACGUGUAUUGUCCGAUACUAAUCCUUCAUGAUCGAAGUGAUGAGAUCAUAUCGUUUGCUCUGGGGAAAAAGUUGUAUGAAAGUGCUAAGUUUUCGCGGCCAGCUGAUGCAGGUCCUAUCAAAUUUAUUGAAUUAGAUGGACAACACGGCCAUAAGAUGAUUUACCAGUCACAAAAGCUCCCGGGGAUCUUAAGGGAAUUUGUCAGGACCAAUUGAUGCACUAGCUCAGCUACAAGUCAGAUGUUUUAAAACACGUGACGUAAGGAGCAAAUGGCUUUUAAAAAAUGGAUGCGAGGGCCGAGCAGUGAGGGGAACAAGAAAAUAAAAUUGGAAACGGUUUUACAAGAAGAUUACAAAAUGGAAAAUGGACAAGUUCAUGUUAAUUUUAGAAUGCCACUGUAGGUAAUUAUUUAAAAUGGAUGUAAACAUUUAAUUCAAGAUGUAAUUGAGUGGUUAGAAACACUUUUAAAAUAAACAUGCUAAUUCUCA